Messenger RNA from Paramacrobiotus metropolitanus, 1812 nucleotides. RefSeq lists its product as uncharacterized. The transcript has 5 exons. The record is from RefSeq and is a predicted model, not a curated record. Bases 196 to 1734 code for a protein of 512 amino acids. NCBI's taxonomy places the organism in Eukaryota, Metazoa, Tardigrada, Eutardigrada, Parachela, Macrobiotidae.
UUUCGUGUUUUGCUCUCUAUAAUUUUUUCCACUGUCAUGAUAUCUCCUUAGUCUUAUCAAAUUCGUGGUAAGAUUGUUAAAUGUUUUGAUUAUCAUCCUUCUGGAAUACUUGUUAGACCCAUCAGCGUUAUCUGAGAAGCCUGAUUGCGAUAGCGCAGCGUAUCUCAUCGAGCCGUUCCUUCGCAUUCUUUGGCUAUGUUAAUCUACGGGGACGCGACCCACCCCGUAUGGGCCUGGAACGCCGUCGACGUCCUCAUCAACAACCAGCUGCAGCACGGCGACGUCAUCAACACCGCCGCGGGCGGCCUGCUCAUCGAUUUCCGCACACCCACCCAGCGCGCCGAAUUCGUCGCCUUCGGAUCCAUCUUCCACUGCAACACCCACACCUACUGGUCCCCGACCGAGGACGACCCCGUGGAGGUCCUGUUACGCCGUCAUCCCGCUGCCCCGUGGAUCUGGUACCCGGGGACCAUACUGUCCAUGGGGAACUACGAUCCGGAUGAUGUGCAGCUCGUGGAGGUGCAGCUGCCCCAUGGGGGUGCCCGGGAGUUGGUCCCCGCGGAGCAGGUGCGCCCGGCGCCCGCGGAGGGGGAGGCUGAGAAGCGCAGGGUGUUAGCGGGGGAUUUUGUGGUGCGAGGGUGUGCCCUGCCGUACUGGGCCAAAGAGCUGGGGGAGGGGUUCCCGGAGGAAGUACAGCGACGCUUCCAGGUGCGGUGUACCGUGGUGAACGAUCAGACGUUCUCGUAUCUGCAGCGACAGAAGUCCGUUCCAUUGUCUGUCAAGCGACUGGAUGACUCGUACGAAAUGCCGGGACCGCCGAACACCCGCCGCGGCAUCUCCCGCGCACUGCUCCACGAGAUCCUCCACUCAAUGUUCGACGCACCCCCCACGGACCCCGGCACUCCCGACGACCCCGCCGUCGCGCUGCCGCUGCCGGCGGUGCUGCUGCUGGAGGUCCUCGGCGCCCUGGACUCGGUCGGGCGCUUCCGCUGUCGCCGCGUCAGUCCCCUGUGGAACGAUCUCCUCACCACGGAGGCCCACUUCCCGGACGUCCGCGUGUCGGCCAACGAGGUGGGCAAGUACGGGACGGUGCAUUUCUCCGAGGACGGGCUGUACUGGAUGGCGGCCGCGCUGCUCAAGUGUCUCAACGGUCGCACCAAGAUGGCGAUUAUCACGCAUGUGGACCUGCAUCGCUGCACGGAAAUCACCAAACUGGUCACGCAUAUCUUGACAGGCAACCGCAUACCGGCGCUGGUCUUCUACGAAUGCGGUUUCGGCGAUGAGGGGGAUUUUAUCCGGGACGUCGUGCACCGCGUGGCUGCCUUGGUGGUGCAGCGUGCGGUGUGCUGCGAGCGGGUGGUGUGGCGGAAGUGUCGUCUCUUCGAUCACAAUGUCAAGGCAGCGAUCGCGCACUAUUCCUUCAGCGUUGCGUCCAUUGAGCAGGUGAAGCUGCAGUUGUGGGAUCUCUUCGAGAAGAAUCUCGUUCUCCGCAAACCGUUCAAUCGAGCGGCUGUGACGCGAUGGAUUGCUGAAUGCAUUCGGCAGAAGCGCAUCAAGGACCUUGACCGGAAAAUUGUGAAGGCGCUGAAUUACUACCAGAGCCCGGAUCCCCGCGCGUCCACGCCCUACCGCCAGUGGCAGUGGAGCCUGUCGAUCAUUAGCGAGUUGGAUGCCACACAGCUGACCACGCUGACGGCUGCCGCCUUGAGCGAUGGCAUCGAUACACAUUACUGAUUUCCUGAACAUGUUGCAUGCGAAUUCUCUUUACGUGAAAUAUUUACUCAGCUUUAAGGUUGUUACAAAGGGAAAUAA